Molecule: messenger RNA, 1321 nt
Organism: Zea mays
Lineage: Eukaryota; Viridiplantae; Streptophyta; Magnoliopsida; Poales; Poaceae
Exons: 1
Coding region: 346-993 (215 amino acids)
Source: RefSeq, a predicted model, not a curated record
UCAUGGUAGGCCUAGCACGGAACCAGGAAAAACGAAAAUGCAUCCAUCCAUCCCAGCAUCUCUCUCGGGUUUACUUGCGAUACCCAGAAUCAUCCCGUUUAGAUCCGCUCGCGAUCCCAGCAUCGAACGGCUCAGAUUCAUUCAACGCCUCCUCCCACUCCUACUGUCCGCCAUUUAAAUACCGUCCCCACCGUCCCUUCCUCUCCCCCACUCCACUCCACUCACCAAACCCAACCCAGAGCAGACAAGCGUCCAAGGUCCAACCAAAGCAACUGAGCUGCGAGUCCGGGAAGCCGGAGAGACAGAGGAGAAGCGCACAGGCACCGCUCGCCGGCGAGACCGACGAUGGGCCUCCUGGAACACCCCCUGGAGGCCGUCGCCUUCCGCCUCUACUCCCUCCCAGUCCCGGAGGCCUCCGCGGCCACGGGCGCCGCCGCCGCCUGGACCUGCCUCGCGGCGGCGGUCCUGGCAGCCGCCGCGGGCGUUUGGCGCCUCUGCUUGUCCCCGUCCCCACCCCCGUCCGCCGCCGUUGCCGCCGCCGCGAAUGCUUCGGGGCCGGAUCGGUCUCACGUGGCGGAGGCGUCGCCGGAGACGUCCCGGCGGGCGCCGGAGCCGGCCGCGGCCGCGGCGGCGACGCCCAAGGAGCGGUACACGGCGUACUACCGCGACGUCGGGUGCUGCUGCUGCGGUGGUGAAAGCGAUGACGAGGAGGGCGACGCGGAGGAGCGGGGAGACGGCGACGUGUUCCUUUCGGACGACGACGGGCCGACGACGGAUCCUUUCGGGUGGGAGUGGGAGGUGGUGAGGUCGCUGCAGCCUCCUCUCAGCCUGGCGGCGGAGACGACGGGGCGGAGGUACCGGAGGAGCCCGACGACGGGGCUCGGCGGCAGCGUGGUGCAGCUGUGGGACCAGGGCGCCGUGCGCGGCCUGACGCCCGCGGCGCGCCCGCGGCCGAGGGCCCGGGUGGUCGUCGGCACCGUCUCGGCCUUCUGAAAACAUAUCCGCGCGCCCGGGUGUCCAAACGAGCAAUAAAACUGGCCCGUCUCGUGGGAGAAAGAAGAGAGAAGAUUAUUAGACUGUGUUCAACGGUGUGCGCUGGGCUCCCCCUCCCCUAGCACUGUAGCAGAUUUAGGGGCUACAGUGCGCCCCCUACUCUCUUCAGACUGUCUUCAGCGGUUCCCCCUAAAUUUCUCCCCCUAUAUCCCACUCACGUGCCACGUCAGCGAUCUCUCUCCCCCUAUAUCUCCACGCUCUACAGCGGUUCCCCCUAUAUGAAUCCUCUAUACCUCACCACAUUAAUAUUAUAUUCUUUCAUCAUCAA